AUGUACCCGAGCAAUUCGUUGUGUAGUCCUGUACUAUUUCUCUUGGAAUGUGGUACAUUCCGCCUGCCAUUCGAAUAUGAAGUCACCGGUGAGGCCCCUUAUGUACUGAAAAAUUCACUACACCUCCUACUUCCUUUUUCCUCUAAGCUCUUCCUGUUACAUUUUUUUCCUAUAAAGCAAGAGAAGGGACAACAUUUUUCUGUGGUUUUAAUUAAGGUCGUACCAGGUGGUGACCACUUGCUGAGUGCAGGCAAAAAAGAAUCAAACCAACACCUUUCAUUUGUUAAUCUGCAGUCCAAUUGUGUGGUGUGCUGGUACAUCAGUGGACGGCCAGGUAUGAUGAAGCGUCCAUUGGAAGAUGAUGAAGAGGAUUCAUCCAUGAAGAGAGCUCGUGGCGAUGGGCCUAGGAUAGAGUUGAGGAUUCUCUUACAGAGUAAGAAUGCUGGUGCUAUCAUUGGGAAGUCUGGUAGUAACAUCAAGAGACUGAGAGAAGAUUUCAAAGCAAGUGUUACAGUGCCCGAUUGCACCGGCCCUGAACGAAUCUUGACAAUUGGUGCCGAUAUAGACACAGCUUUGGAAUGUUUGAUGGACAUCAUUCCCUCUCUUGAAGAUUACAAACAAUUCUCAGACAGUGAUUUUGAUUGUGAGAUGAGAGUUCUGGUUCAUCAGAGCCAAGCUGGUUGCAUCAUUGGUAGAGCGGGAUUCAAGAUCAAAGAACUGAGGGAAAAAACUGGGGCCAACAUAAAAGUUUAUUCAACAUGUUGCCCACAAUCAACAGAUCGUGUUGUUGCUAUCUCAGGAAGGCCUGUUGUAGUCACAGACUGUAUAAGAAAUAUUUACAAGCUUCUAGAAAUGGCCCCACCUAAAGGAGUGAACCAGCCAUAUGAUCCACACAAUUAUGAUGAGUAUUAUGCUCAUGACUAUGGCGGCUACACCAUUGCUGAGGGAGGCCGAGGGAAAUUGCCCCGCGGUGCCCCUCCCCCACCUCCACGAGGAGGAGUCUCUCCAUUGAUGAGCCCACAGAUGAGAGGAAGAGGUGCUAUGAAUGGUAACAUGGGAGCACGAGGUGGCCGGGGAGGUGAUAAUCGAUUUGUCAACCCAGGAAGAGGUGGAAGUGGUCAAGGCUUUUAUGGAGGUCAACAGAAUUUUGCCCAGGAUAGCAUGGGUGGAAUGGGCCAGCAAGGAAUGAUGUUUGGUAUGGAACAGACUACGACUACACAAGUCACCAUUCCUAAAGAUCUUGCUGGUGCAAUCAUAGGAAGAGGGGGUAAUCGUAUAACAGAGGUUCGGCGUCAGUCAGGUGCCCAGGUUGUCAUAGAUGAAGCCCUGCCUGGCUCUAAUGACCGGAUAAUUACCAUCACAGGCACCCAGGAACAGAUAGAUGCUGCACAAUUCUUGCUGCAAAACAGCGUGCGGAAAUUCUCUGAGAAAUAUUGA
Acanthosepion pharaonis is the source of this 1437-nucleotide messenger RNA. The record is from the annotation of a GenBank genome assembly. Lineage: Eukaryota; Metazoa; Mollusca; Cephalopoda; Sepiida; Sepiidae.